Molecule: messenger RNA, 1632 nt
Organism: Acanthosepion pharaonis
Lineage: Eukaryota; Metazoa; Mollusca; Cephalopoda; Sepiida; Sepiidae
Source: the annotation of a GenBank genome assembly
AUGCUUAUUUUAAGUCACUUCAUAUCAAUCUAUAUUUUUCUCUCUCUCUCUCUAUGUCAGCCUGUUUGUAUCUAUCUAUCUAUCUAUCUAUCUAUCUAUCUAUCUAUCUAUCUAUCUAUCUACCUAUUUCAAUUUGCUCAUUAUCUAUCUAUCUAUCUAUCUAUCUAUCUCAAUUUGCUCAUUAUCUAUCUAUCUAUCUAUCUAUUUCAAUUUGCUCAUUAUCUAUCUAUCUUAGCUUGUUCAUCUAUCUAUCUAUCUAUCUAUCUAUCUAUCUAUCUAUCUAUCUACAUUAUUUGGACUAUUAUCUUUAUCUAUCUAUCUAUUUCAAUCUGCUUAUUAUCUAUCUAUCUAUCUAUCUACUUCAUAUUUGCCUGCAAAUUGCUUUUCUUUAAAACUCAAUUUCUCUCUCUACCUUUCUUUCUUUUCUUUCUUUCUUUCUUUCUUUCUUUCUUUCUUUCUUUCUUUCUCUCCCCCCUCUCUCUCUGUCCUUCUCUCUCUAUACUUCUCUCCCAAAGUCCUUCGUUAAUUGCUGUGAACGUCUCUCUCUCUCUCUCUCUCUCUCUGUCUGACAUUUCUUUAUUAUUUCUCACUCUCUCUUUCCUUCUUUCUUUCUUUCGUUUUUUCUUCCUUUCUUUAUAUCACGAUUUCUUUCUUUCUUUUUUCUUUCUCUGUUUCUUUUCUCUAUCAGACAUUAAUUUUUGUUUUUCACCCUUUCUUUCUUUCUUUCUUUCUUUUUUCUUUCUUUCUUUCUUUCUUUCUUUCUUUCUUUCACGCUUCCUUUCUUAUUAUUCUUUCUUUCUUUCUUUCUUUCUUUCUUUCUUUCUUUCUUUCUUUCUUUCUUUCUUUCCAUUCAUCAUUUUCUUCCCCUUUAUCUAUCCUUAUUCUCCCUUUUCUUCCCCACUUUCAUCAUCUCUGACUAAACAGAUUAAUGAUAUGCAUAUUGAAGCUACAUACUCUUCCUCUAAUUAUAUCUAUUACAAUCAUGUAUUCAUUAAAUCUGCAAUAUCUAUCUACCUGUCUGUCUAUCUAUCUAUCUAUCUAUCUAUCUAUCUAUCUAUCUAUUCACAUGUCUAUCUACCCCUCUCUCAGAUCUAUCGUACCCCAUUCUUUUGUACGUUUCACAAUCUAGCUAUCUAUCUAUCUAUCUAUCUAUCUAUGUCUAGCUGUCCGUUUUCAUCUAUCUAUCUAUCUAUCUAUCUAUCUAUCUAUCUAUCUAUCUAUCUAUCUAUGUCUAGCUGUCCGUUUUCAUCAAUCUAUCUAUCUAUCUAUCUAUCUAUCUAUCUAUCUAUCUAUCUAUCUAUAGCUGUCCGUUUUCAUCUAUUUCUAUCAUCUAUCUAUCUAUCUAUCUAUCUAUCUAUCUAUCCAUCUCAUCUAUCUAUCUAUCUAUCUAUCUAUCUAUCUAUCUAUCUAUAUAUCUAUCUAUGUCCGUCGUCUAUCUAUCUAUCUAUCUAUCUAUCUAUCUAUCUAUCUAUCUGUCUGUUCAUAUCUACUUAUCCUCUGAUGUUUUGUCGGUACCAUUUCUUUUGGCUGCUCACACGUGUCUUUGGGAAAUACCGUCAUGGAACGGAGGCGGCUGCUGCUGCAGAUUUGGUAAAUGGAGAAUAUUUCCUUAAUCAUCUAGCUCUGAUCUGA